CGAGCAUGGCUAUGGCGGCUUUGCAGCCGAGUUGGCCGGUUUCGCUGAGGGUUCUUCUCCUAACGACGUGGAGUUGUAGGCUCUUCUCUUGGGAAGGAGGGGGAGGAGGGGGAGGAGGAGGAGGAGGAGAGGGGGUGGGAUGGGCGGAAUGUGCGUCCGUCCCGACGAGUCCCUCUCUCUCCGUGCCGAUCCAGACGAGAGAGAAGGUGGAGCAGGACACAAGGCUAUGGGCGCUUCGCUUGAGGAAGGCUCAUGCCAUCAUCACGCCACCGGGAACGCCGACGCCUUCUCCUCGACAGGCAGGGGCUCCUCUCCCACCAUGCAAUGCGACGGUGGGUGUUGGGAAGAAUGCCACGUACACGUCCAUCCAAGGUGCUAUCAGUCAGAUACCGAGUAGUAGGGGAACGAGGAGGUGGGUUAUCUGUGUGACCGAUGGCACGUACAGAGAGAAGGUGAAGUUACGCUCGUCCUGUACCUACGUCACCCUCGUCGGAGUCUCACGGGACCCAACGAAGGUCGUUGUCUCGUGGGAUGACACUGCAGGCUCUCCCUCUCCGACUGCAACUGGGGUUGGCAGUACCACCUCCCCCUCCACCUUGGGAACCUUCGACUCCUACACCUUUGCAGCCGAGGCCUCUUACUUCACCGCUAUGUAUAUCACCUUCUCCAAUACCGCCCCUCGCCCGAAUGAUGGUUCUGAGGGCGGCCAAGCCGUCGCUGUCAGAGCCAGCGCUAAUUACAUGUCCUUCUACCACUGCAGUUUCCUUGGGUUCCAAGACACUCUCUAUGCUCAUCAGGGUACGCUCUACUUCCGCAAUUGCUAUAUUCGAGGAAGUGUGGACUUCAUCUUUGGCAAUGCCACAGCUUGGUUUUACGACUGCAGUCUGUAUGCUAACGUGGCGAGCAAAGGCUACUUGACAGCUCAGAAUAGAGGAUCGCCGACGGAGAGAUCAGGAUUUGCGUUCUAUAAGGGAUCGGUGAGGGGGACGGGAGUGGUAUACCUCGGCCGGGCGUGGGGAAUAGCCUCGAGAGUGGUGUUUUAUGAAGUGUUCCUUGACAGUAUCGUAGCCCCUGAGGGAUGGGAUAGUUGGGGGAAAUCCACGGAUGCCAUAUUUUACGCGGAGUAUAACUGCAUGGGCCCUGGGUCCGCGACUGCAGGGCGAGUGAACUGGUCGAUCAAGCUCACGGCGGAGGAGGCGAGGAUCUUCGGCUCAUGUGAUUUCAUCGAUGCCAAGAAGUGGCAGGACCAGACCGGACUUCCGUCGUCAGCCCGAGCUUGCUAGAUCACCACGCUCCGCAGCUGUUCAGAUUGCAAUCGCCUGACCGACUGCAUGCAACUUCUACUCGUGCAAGUGCAAGUGGGAAUGAGCGUGGGACUCUGUGGGAGUGGGAGUGACACCUGCUUGUAACCCUCUGCCCCUUCGGCCCGUCAGCGCCGCCGGUAAGGUGCGGUUAUGUAAG
Chara braunii is the source of this 1461-nucleotide messenger RNA. The record is from the annotation of a GenBank genome assembly. NCBI's taxonomy places the organism in Eukaryota, Viridiplantae, Streptophyta, Charophyceae, Charales, Characeae.